GCGGCCAGCGGCUGAGAGGACUCAGCAGAGCCAGGAUUCUUCUCUCUUUGCUUCGCUCAGAGGAAAUUCCCUCCACUCUCUCUCUCUCUCUAGAAUCCCAGCUUCUCUCUCUCUCUCUCUCUCUCGAUAACCCACAAAAAGAAUUAGUGUUCAAGGUAACUUGAAAGCCAACCUCAUGGCCGGUACAUGUGUGCCACAGCUGGGAACUAGCCCACAUUUAAUGCUUAGAUCACCAUCCCGACAAGUAGCAGCGUGUUGUUUCACAGAUAAUUCGAAGGUCUCCCAUUUUGGUACGUUGAGUAGAGACAAAGGAUUGACAUCCUCAAAAGCGAGCUUCUUUGCUCCAGUCUCUAUAUAUUCCUUCUUUAAACAUGGACCAUCUCAAAACUUGCAUCGUCGUAAGGGAUCUCGGCUUAUUGUCAGGGCUAAUGCUGAUUACUAUUCUGUCCUUGGCGUGUCAAAAAAUGCCAGCAAAUCUGAAAUAAAAAGUGCUUAUCGGAAGCUCGCAAGGAAUUACCAUCCAGAUGUGAACAAAGAAUCUGGAGCAGAACAGAAGUUCAAGGACAUCAGCAAUGCUUAUGAGGUAUUAUCCGAUGAUGAGAAACGAUCUCUGUAUGAUAAAUAUGGAGAAGCUGGCCUCAAGGGCUCCGGUAUGGGAAUGGGGGCUGUCUAA
Messenger RNA from Asparagus officinalis (garden asparagus), 673 nucleotides. Its product is annotated as chaperone protein dnaJ A6, chloroplastic-like. The coding region runs from base 176 to 673 and encodes 165 amino acids. Gene Ontology annotation, cellular component: cytoplasm. The record is from RefSeq and is a predicted model, not a curated record. The transcript has a single exon. Lineage: Eukaryota; Viridiplantae; Streptophyta; Magnoliopsida; Asparagales; Asparagaceae. Gene Ontology annotation, biological process: protein refolding.